Messenger RNA from Phytophthora infestans T30-4, 549 nucleotides. RefSeq lists its product as uncharacterized. NCBI's taxonomy places the organism in Eukaryota, Oomycota, Peronosporomycetes, Peronosporales, Peronosporaceae. The transcript has a single exon. The coding region runs from base 82 to 549 and encodes 155 amino acids. The record is from RefSeq and is a predicted model, not a curated record.
UUUACACAAUCAAAGUGCAAAUUUUUCAAUUACAUUUCGGACGCUAAUUCGCCGUCGACCACCAGCAACAACUUGUCGGCCAUGGGCGUCACCAGGCGAGCUCUGGGACCCGAAGUCAAGUCGCUACAGUACUUUUUAAACCGCACGGCAGUAUUGAAGCAAUACCGCGAGUUCUUGCGCACCACGAAGCCUCUUGCCGCCGACGUGCGGCUGGACGUGCGACGUCAGAUUCGCGCGGGUUUCGACGCCUGCCGGUACGAGGAGGACGAACGUCGCGUGAGUAUGCUACUGCGCCAGGCACGCGAUCAGCUCAAGAUGGUCAGCGACUUGGUAGACACGGCACAGGCCCAGCAGCGCGGCGAACGCGACUGGAAGAAAGGAGAUUGGACCUCAGCCAAGACAGUAGACACGCAGGACACAUGGAUGGACGCGCCUCGAGAGGAUAAGGACGGAUCAGAAGACGUGAAGGGUCGUGUGGGCACUGGAUGGCCCUGGAAGAGCGGCAAAGGCACAGACAAACUUGACCUUGAGGGUAUUAAGCGGCGUUGA